Molecule: messenger RNA, 2426 nt
Organism: Nothoprocta perdicaria
Lineage: Eukaryota; Metazoa; Chordata; Aves; Tinamiformes; Tinamidae
Exons: 9
Coding region: 25-1665 (546 amino acids)
Source: RefSeq, a predicted model, not a curated record
CGCGCCGCGCCGCUGAGGGCGGCGAUGCUGCCCCGGCGCGGGACCUUCGCGCUCCGCGCCCGAGGUAAGAAGAACCCACCUGCUGAGGACACAGUCGUGCUAACACACAUGAAGAUACUGAGCAAUGAAGGAAUUCAAAACCCAGGGUUAAUCUCUGAGCCUCCAGAUGAAACAGACUGCACAGAAAGAUCCCGUCUCCCUGGCAUCAGCCUCCCACCGGAGAGCCAGGGAAACCUGAAUGCAGCAGCCACACCAGCAAAUCCGGAUUAUGGAGAUACCCAGGCGAGCACAGACUAUGUAGCCACACUGCCUGAACUGAGCGCCUUUGAGCCCAAGGGUCGACUUCACAGAUUCUCCAAAUUUGAAUCAGAGGACUCGGGGGUUGAACUGCCUAGUGGGGCUAAUUCUCCAUCAACRCCAACAGGUUCAGAGAAGAGCUUUGUGCUUCACAGCAGAGACUCAUUUUGUGACUCUGGGGUGCUUAGCACCUCUUCUUCUCCUGAGAUUGACCACCUGAUAAUGCGAACAUGUAAAGAGCGGGUCAGAACAGCUAGUCACCAUAGGCCAGAGAGUGAAAAGCAAGCUGAGGACUACAACCAGGAGGCAGAUGAUGUGCACGUCCCCACAACUUCCCCUGAGGACAUCUGUGUUCCUCAGGAAGGAGGAGGUCCCAAACAACAUUUUGACCAAAGUAAAAGGCAAUCUCURGAAAAACAACCUACCCAAGAGACAGACCUUCCCAGGGAAAACACACUUCCUAACCCAGCUCCUUUAGAAGAGACAAAGACAAUUGCUGAGCAUUACCCAGAGACCUUUGGCAGUGGGCAAGACCUUCAGAUCCAUGAACAUCAGCUGAAAAAGUACCCCACAAGUGACAGUCUGGAUGAAUACAUGGAUGAAUGCUGUAGACUGAGCGAGGUGAACCAGGGGAACAGCAAAGCCCUGGGAUCUGGCCUGGGAUACUUGGAGCACAUUUGCCAACUGAUUGAGAAGAUUGGGCAACUACAGGAGCACAAUUUGCGGCUCCAAAAGCAGGUGUGCAGCUUGCAGAAAGAGCAGAAGAUGAGCCAGAUAAAGGAGGAGUACCUUCUGCAGCACUGCUCCUGUGGAGCUGCCAGCGUCUUCCUCAACUCGUACCAAGAGGUAAAGCCUUUUUUUACUGGGAGGAGCAGACCCCACAGCCUCUUGGUUCAGACUGGAAACCCUUCAGAUCUUUCCAUCAUUCCAGAAAUAGGAGCGAACAUUGAAAAGCUGAGCAGCUGCAGUGGAAAUGAGAGAUACCCGGAAUCAGGAAACAGCCAGCUGAUGGCAGGGCUCAGGAAGUCAUCAAACAAUAGGAGCAACAAGGAAAACGAGUUCAGAGAAGCCUGUGGCGUGGCUGAGGGACMAGCUUUUCCAUCAAAGGACACCGCAGUAAGGAAGGGUCUGGACAUCAGUAAGAACAUCUCGGGAGAAAGCCAUGCUUGGGGAAGAGUGAGAGAUCUAAUGAGGAAGACACGGCUGAGAAACCAGAGCAAGCUGGGGCUGUCCUCUGCUGCUCUGAAGAGGUCCUGCCCACAGCUGUACAGGCCAGAUACUAUGUCUUUAGAGCUGAGGAAAACUGAGAGGAACUCCAUGAUUGUUCUUGGACAAAAUACGAAGAAUGAAAACAUAUGGCCUUUCUGAUAACCCAAAUCAAAGGGAACAAGAAAGGAAAGAGCAGGAGCACCAGUGGACACAAAUGAAGAUGCCAGGGUUACUUUGUGCAAGCUGCAUCCUACAGCAGUUGACAUGGCAACUCUGGUUUGAUGUUGAAAGAGAAGAGCAAGAGCAGUGAGGUGAAGAGAGGUUUGUGGAAGGACAUGUACUUGACUAUGCACAGCUUCACUCCCAACUCAGAAGUAUACUUACAGAAAUCAAGACACAUGAAAACUCUGGUCAGCAUUUCAGCAACAUAGCCAAUAGGGCCUCUUCAAUAAGAUCUGGCAACUCUUUCUCUGCUCCGGAUUGGGGCCUGAACAACCUGAAGUACUGAAGCUUUUAAGUUAUGGAGUUUUGGAGAUUUAAGCUUAUUUCAGAUGGAGAAGACUUAUAGGAGACAACAGUGCCAGGAGAAGUGCUAGAAGGGUAGCAACACUUGAUGGGGCAAAUUGCUUCCUCCCUCAGGAGGUUUGAGGUACAGUCUCUGYUCACACCUACAGCAGCUCCUGUCCUUAGAGCUGCACCAGCCAGCAGUGCAGACCGGGGGGCAUCCAACAGAAAAAAAAUAAGUCUGUGAAGCAAAGACCUCCUGAGAGGCCAUUCCUAAAUCCACCCUUUGCUUCUAAUUCUGCAAGGCUGCUUCUUWUGUGAAGGUCCCUUAACUUUAGUACUGCCCUGUGCAAAAACAGGCUUCAGGGAAGACUCAUUGCAGCAAGCACUGCAGGGGCACUGUGGGUCUUCUGAGA